Salvia splendens (bonfire salvia) is the source of this 2169-nucleotide messenger RNA. RefSeq lists its product as uncharacterized. Gene Ontology annotation, molecular function: DNA binding. The transcript has 3 exons. The record is from RefSeq and is a predicted model, not a curated record. Lineage: Eukaryota; Viridiplantae; Streptophyta; Magnoliopsida; Lamiales; Lamiaceae. Bases 595 to 2046 code for a protein of 483 amino acids.
UCUAGCCUUUUCGCAUUUUGAACUAAGUCGUGUUGUUAAUAUAUUUGCUUUUAUGUUCUAUGUGGGUGCUUUGAAGCAAGUUUUCGAGAACACAUCUAUGUCAAACUGAUACGGAUUGGAGGAGGGGGAGAGAGAAAGAUGGUUGGGCCGGCAGAGAGAAAGGAGGAAGCAGGUGGAGAAGAUUAAGGGAGAGAGCUGAUUCCUAUUUUUAUGCUUUUCAAAUAUUUGUUAUUCGGUUUCCUUUAUUUUAGCACUAGAAUUGCCUAUAUAUAGAGAGAGUCUCCUAAUAGAGAGAUCAUUAUUGGACGAGUUUUUCUCGUAGGCCUCCUUCGUGAGGAUUAGGCCUCUGCGGAGGAUUUCCCUUUCUUGUUUCGCUAUUCAGUUUCUUUCAAUAAAGCCUAGCAUUUCUGAUUCCAGAUUCUAUAUUAUAUUCUUGUUCAUCAGCCUUUACUCCUAACAAUUGGUGCGGUGAACGAUGGUCAACCCUAGGGGCGAUUCACGCCUAGACGGUUUGGAGAGGCUACUGCAAAACUCAACGCCCAGCUCCAGCAGACGAACGAACGGGUCUCGGCGUUGGGGUCAAAACUCGAAUCCAUGAUAGAGGAAGUGCGUGCGGGUUUCGCGGCCCUCAACCACAAGUUCAGAGCAACGCCGGAGGACGGUACGUCCUCUGAAAAUCGGGAAUCUAAUUCGGUGUCAGUUGGAAACAAAUCAACGUCGCCAAUGCCAAUUUUUGGUGGAUCUGAGCCUCUCGCGUGGCUCGCGCGGGCAAACCAAUAUUUCCUCGUCAACAAAACAUCAUCGGAUAGACGUGUCGACGUUGCCAUGCUCGCCAUAGACGGACCUGCCAAGCCUUGGAAGCAAUUGCUCGUUCGUCGCUGCCCCUCCUUAUCGUGGGACAAGCUUGUUCAAGAGCUCUUGCAACGUUUUGGUGAUACCAUCACUUCAGGAAGCUGCGUCGCUGGCAAUUCAUCCAAGUACAGUAGUAAGGAUCCUUUUUCUACUGUCUCUGUUGCCAAAAACCAGCCAAAAAUUCCACCCAGAACCAGCAAUAAUUCUGCAGCUAUCCUACCCAUCGUGACAGCACCAUUGCUGUCCUCUAGCCUGUCUACAACAGCCCUGCCGGAGAUACCACCUAUUACCACGUCAACAAUCCACCCUGAUAUCGAUACCAAAGCGGACAAUAGAACACCCCUACCCUUGGUAGUACAACAGCCUAUUCAUAUUUCUGUUUUAGUGCCUCUGCCAUCUCCUACCAAUCUGCCUACACCAACAGUGGUGACAACACCGCUGUGGUUCUCGAGUGCUGAUAUUUCACUGUUUCAGCACUUCUUCCCUUUGCUGCUAUGUACAGUUCAUGCCGCUGCUGCUGAGCUGGCCACAAUCAUGUAUCUACUUCUUCUUGUUCAUGGGCACAUUCCUUGGUUCAGCUUUUCACCUCCUGUCCAGAAGCAUGAAUGGGAGCCUCCACCGAACAAUGUAAUCGGUUUCAGUUUUGAGCUCAGCCUUGAGGGCAAGGCUGUUUUGAAGGUGAGGCAGUUGAUACGGAUUGGAGGGGGAGAGAGAAAGAUGGUUGGGCCGGCAGAGAGAAAGGAGGAAGCAGGAGAGGAACCAUCUGCUAUGUGGAACCAACCACAGAUGAUUAUUCCACCGAUAGUAAAAGUUGAACCUGAUCUGCCAUAUGAAACAGGCCAAUUGGAUACUACCAAUCCGAUUUCAAUCUGUCCAUUUUCAACUCAGAUAGAAAGCCAACCAUACCUGGAGGUGUCAGUAAAGAUUGUAUUAGCUCAUACAAGGAGAUGGAGAUUGAGAUUGACUAAAUCCCAGAAAAUGAAAGCUCCGAUGAUUAUAUAUCUGAGAGGCUCGGUUGGAGGGCUGUGGCCAGUUGUCUACCGUGAAUAUGUUGGUGGCGGAGCAUUGACUGCUAACUGGACUGAAUUCUGCAAGCGAAACAGCAUUAAGCCUAGAGACAAUUGCAGGUUUCAAGCUGAAGAGAAUAUUUCAUUUGUCGUUUUUAGAGUCAUUGUUACUCAUGGAUCUGAUUAAUUUCCCUCACUAGCUAUACAGAGUUUGUUGUGCAGACUAAGCCGUUCAGCGGAAACAUUAGAUGAAGCUAUUCGUAUUUUAAAUUGCGAUUUCCUAACCCUAAACCUUUUUCCUUAAGUGACA